AUGGGGUAUUCAUGGCAUCAGAUCACUAUCGUGAGCCCGACGCGAGUCUCACUGCAAGUGAGGCCGGGAAUCCUCAGUCAUGAUGCACGGCUACUCCAGGGACAGGAUCCCGACCCCCGAACACUGGCGUUACCGUUCAGCGCCACCAAACGAUGCAAGCGUCAAGAUGCUCAGCAAACGGAGGGAAUUGAACACCCUGUCCUACGGAUCACAAUCAUGAGAAGAAUGGCGUUCUCUCACCGGCCCUUGCUGACCCCAACGGCCCGCAGCGGUUAG
Molecule: messenger RNA, 276 nt
Organism: Purpureocillium lilacinum
Lineage: Eukaryota; Fungi; Ascomycota; Sordariomycetes; Hypocreales; Ophiocordycipitaceae
Source: RefSeq, a predicted model, not a curated record